AGAGAUCUAUUACGCGCGAGACACGGUGUCACUAUGUUUAAGUUGAACAGACAGUGUAGUAUGAUUAAAUCGAAUUUAAAUCGAAUUGCGACAUAGUAUUCUAAGCAUAUAUAAAAGUUUUAAAAUAUAUUUAGCAGUGCUAUAAAACGAUUUGAAUUGCGCGAAAAAACUGAUGGGUAUAACUUCGUAGCUUACGCUUAUUAGUUUAUAAUUGAACCUCAUAUAACAUCUAAGCACUUUAUUAAAAUAAAUAAAGAUUUCAUGGACACCCUGUGCAAAUCUUAAACGAUCGGUGAUGUGUCAAAAGUUUAAAGCACACACUUGGAGAUUUAUAUGAAAAGUAUGAAAAAUGGAGAGAUAAAACAAGUUAACGAAGAACUUCUAUUUGUGUCAUUUGACUUUGUCUCAAAUAUUAUAUAUACAUUUUUUGGAAAUGAUAUUGCGAAGUAGUAAAUGAAACUUUGGAGUUCUGACAUCAAUUGAUCUGCUUCUAGAAAACACCGUUGUCUGCUUGAUGUGUCACGUGACAAUUUAGCCAUGCACCUUUUAUUCAACAUGGCGACCGGCAAGAGACUUGCAAUCGUUUUUCGACCAAAGACUAUUAGUUUAAUUAACAAUAGUACAUUAAGUAAAUUGUCAGGUGGUAUCGUGCAAACAUGUAACACAUGUAAUCGACCUUUUGCAACAAUUACAUUGGGUGUCGGCAGUUGGAAUUCGAAGAAACCAGAAAAAGAUGUAAUACAAAAUUUUCAAUCAACUCAAAGAAGUAUAUAUACUACAAAUAGUCUUUUAAAACGUACUUAUUAUGACGUAUUGGGGAUACCCAAGAAUGCUUCAGCAAAAGACAUUAAAAAAGCUUACUACCAAUUAGCUAAGAAAUAUCACCCUGACACAAAUAAAGGAGAUCCAAAUGCUAGUAAAAAGUUCCAAGAAGUUUCCGAAGCAUAUGAAGUAUUAAGUGAUGAGACUAAAAGAAAGGAAUAUGACACAUGGGGUGCAACAUCAGAACAAAUGUCAAUGGGUGGCGGUGGUGGUGAUUCUAAUCACACCAGAGGUUUUGGCUCAUCUUAUCACUACACGUCAACCAUUAACCCAGAAGAAUUGUUUAGAAGAAUAUUUGGGGAUGCUGGUUUUCAAAGCAGUGCAUUUAGUGAUUUUGAAGAUUUUGCUGAGUCAAAAUAUGCUUAUGCUGCAGCUCAAGAGGUUGUCAUGAAUUUGACAUUUUCGCAAGCUGCCAGAGGUGUGAAUAAAGAAGUUGUUUUAAAUGUAGUGGACACUUGUGUCAAAUGUUCAGGUUCUCGAUGCGAGCCGGGAACAAAAGCAGUAAAGUGUCCAUAUUGUAACGGUACUGGAAUGGAAACAGUUAGCACGGGUCCUUUUGUAAUGCGUGGUACUUGUCGUUAUUGUCAUGGUACGAGAACAUAUAUUAGGUACAAGUGCACCGAAUGUGAAGGAAAAGGACAAUCGGUUCAACGUAAAAAAGUGAUAGUUCCAGUUCCUGCUGGUGUUGAAGAUGGUCAAACAAUUCGGAUAUCUGUAGGUAACAGAGAAGUAUUUGUAACAUUCCGUGUGGAAAAAUCAAAGUACUUUCGAAGAGAUGGCGCAGACAUACAUACAGAUGCUGAAAUUUCAUUAUCGCAAGCUAUACUUGGUGGCACAAUAAGAAUAGAAGGAGUUUAUGAAGACCAUACUGUGCAAAUUCGGCCGGGUACUUCGUCUCAUACAAAAAUUAGACUUACUGGUAAAGGUUUAAAAAGAGUGAGUGGUAUAGGAUAUGGUGAUCACUACGUUCAAGUUAAAAUAACAGUACCUACAAAACUAAAUGAUAAGCAAUUAGCGUUACUUCAAGCCUAUGCAGAACUAGAAGAUCAUACUCCUGGCAGUAUACAUGGUAUUACAUACAAAACAGAUGGUACAAAAGAAAGCUAUACUGGCCCUCUGAAUUUAGUGGAAUCUAUACGAAUAGCAUUAAAGGAUGAAGACAAUUUACAUAAACAGUCUGCAUCUUUUGAAUCUAAAGAACCAGGAAGUCAACCUGAAAAUAGUACCAGAAGAAAAAAUUGUGCAGCAAAUGAAGACAUUGAUGAAAAGCGAAGGCAAAAAGUGUUAUAGUUCAAUGUUAGAUUUUUCAAUUGUUAGAAAUAUAUUCGCACAUGCAAGUCGUAAAAGAAAUAAAGGCAAAAGUUAAUAAAUACAAUUACAUUAAAAACAAAUAAAUUUAAAGACAAUGAUUUUAAUUCUAUGGUAUUUUCUAUGUAGUUCCUUAAUUAGUGUUAUUGUUUGAUUUAUAUAUAAAUUUAUUAUUGAUAUAAUGUACCAAAUGCAUUGAGAGAUGAAACUUACGCCACUCAUUUAAUAAAUAAUGGAAACUACUUUGUUAUAAAUUAUAUUAAAAGAUUAGGAUCUUCAUCUUGCAGUGAAACCAAAAUCAUAUAAAACUAAAUCUAUAUAACUAAAUAUAUAUAUAAUUUAUUAAUUUAGUUAUAUUGCUUUCGCACGCAGGGGUAAUAUACAGAUAAUUUCAUUUAUAAAACUAUACAAUCGU
Messenger RNA from Nomia melanderi (Alkali bee), 2545 nucleotides. Its product is annotated as dnaJ homolog l(2)tid, mitochondrial. Gene Ontology annotation, biological process: protein folding; mitochondrion organization; negative regulation of apoptotic process. Gene Ontology annotation, molecular function: ATP binding; heat shock protein binding. Gene Ontology annotation, cellular component: mitochondrion. Lineage: Eukaryota; Metazoa; Arthropoda; Insecta; Hymenoptera; Halictidae. The record is from RefSeq and is a predicted model, not a curated record.